Messenger RNA from Dendrobium catenatum, 1581 nucleotides. RefSeq lists its product as uncharacterized. The record is from RefSeq and is a predicted model, not a curated record. The transcript is spliced from 6 exons. NCBI's taxonomy places the organism in Eukaryota, Viridiplantae, Streptophyta, Magnoliopsida, Asparagales, Orchidaceae. The coding region runs from base 1 to 1581 and encodes 526 amino acids.
AUGCGAGACGAGUUGCGGCAAGUCAGGGCGGCCACCAAUCCAAUGGUCCGCCCGGUUAUUCCGGCAAUCAUACUGGCUCAACGUAGACAGUUGAGGAUGGAGACAGUUACCAUGGAAUUCCCACAUUGUUCCCGGAAGUCACAGAUUCAGAUUCAUAAGGAGCUUCAGUGGAAGAAAACUCGGAAGCGGAAGAAGACCCACAUCCACAAGGGGCGGCGCGGACAAGGCGGCGCAGAAAUCAGAGGACGCCUUCAUAUAGAAGAUUAUCUGGAUUGGGAGGCGGCGGUCGAGAACUUUUUCGACUACAUGGAAAUCAGUCCGGCAAAACAGGUGAAAUACGUAGCUUGUCGACUCAAGGGGGGAGCUAGCGCGUGGUGGAUGCAGUUGACUAGAAGCAGACAACGGGAGGGCAAGGGUCCGAUACGGGAUUGGACUCGAAUGAAGCAGCUUAUGAGGCGACAUUUCCUCCCCACUUAUUUUGAACAACUUCUCUAUAUCCAAUACCAACAGUGCAGACAGGGUCAACGUUCGGUCAGUGAUUUCACCAAAGAUUUUUAUAGAUUGAGUGCCCGUAAUAAUCUCUCCGAGUCCGACAAUCAAUUAGUCGCUCGUUAUACGGGAGGACUGAAGGAAUCUAUUCAAGACAAGCUAGAGCUGAACUCGGUGUUGUUUAAUGAGGGAACACCAAGUUUUACUAAGCCUGGUGGAUCGCAAGCAAAAAAUUCUCCUGUUGUGCCUUCUCCGACAUCCACUCCUGUGAUUGAAGAAAAAGGAAAUUCUAGGUCCAAAUUUCCGGGGCAUAAGUCUAAUGAAUGUCCCACACGCCAUCAGGCUCAAUGGCUGGAAGGAUUUGACGAAACCGAACAAGUGGAACCAAAAGUUGAAGCCGAAGAAGAGAUUGAAGAAUUAGUGGCCGAUGAUGGGGAACCUAUUGUAUGCGUGGUGGAGAAGCUGUUAAUUGCCCCUAGAAAACCUAUUGUCAACCAACGACAUAACUUGUUCCGAUCCAAAUGUACCAUUAACGGUAAAGUGUGUGACUUGAGCUACUUGUGCAAUGUCACUUGUGACGUCCUCGAAAUGGACAUAUGCCAUUUAAUACUUAGGAGACCUUGGCAAUAUGACAGUGGAGCUGUCCAUGAUGGACGAGCUAAUACGUACACCAUUGAUUGGAAGGGAAAACGACUCAAACUAGUGCCUGCGGGACAGCAACCCAAUUCCUUGACUGGGCAUAGCCUUUUGUCCGCGAGGCUAGUCUCGGGUACAGCUCUUUUGAGGGGUCAAGACUCUUCCAGUCCGUUACUUGCUGUACUAAAGCAAUUCAUUCAACCUAGCCUCAGUCCGUAUGCAGUCCCGACGCUAAUUGUUCCAAAGAAGGACGGACAGUGGCGACUUUGCAUUGACAGUCGAGCGAUUAAUCGAAUCACGGUCAAAUAUAGAUUCCCCAUUCCCAGGGUCAACGAUCUGCUGGAUAAACUUUCGGGGGCCUCCAUUUUCUCCAAAUUGGACUUGAGGAGUGGGUACCAUCAGAUUCGCAUUCGUCCAGGGGACGAGUGGAAGACGGCAUUCAAGACAGUCGACUGA